This is a messenger RNA of Trichoderma citrinoviride, 1164 nucleotides long. RefSeq lists its product as hypothetical. Gene Ontology annotation, cellular component: plasma membrane. Gene Ontology annotation, biological process: peptide modification; carbohydrate metabolic process. Lineage: Eukaryota; Fungi; Ascomycota; Sordariomycetes; Hypocreales; Hypocreaceae. Bases 1 to 1164 code for a protein of 387 amino acids. The record is from RefSeq and is a predicted model, not a curated record. The transcript has 2 exons.
AUGGCGCUCAAGUACAUACCAAACGACCUCCCGCUGCAGACGCUGGACCACGAGCCCCUCCAGCUAAUGAAGUCGUCCCUGGAGCACAUUCUCAAAACGACGCCUCCUCAGCCGGCGUAUCUCGAUCCGGCGCAGCAUGGCGGCUUCAUUAGAGGCCCAACCAGCAUCGCCUAUCUCUUCUUCCGGCUUGCCAGCCUGUAUCCAGACGUCCAGGUGGCGGACCACCAUCUCAUGCACUGGGCCAAGAGAUAUGUGGAGGCAGAUCGAGGGGAACCUGCCCUCACCACCAGGGUCGGGCUGAGCUGCGAGAAGCUGGCGUACCAGGCACUCAGGGCCUGUAUCAGUGCGGACGCAAACGACGUAAAGGCCUUCUUGUCCAACAUUCCAACCAUCGUCGGUCCCUAUUCGAAUGGAGAGAAAGAUCCUUUUGAGUCGGAGAUCUGGCAGGGAAGAGCUGGCACGCUCUACUUCAUGCGCCUGAUGCGCCAUCAUCUCCCAGACUGCGCCGCCAUUCUCGAGGAUCCGAUUGCGCAGGUAUCUGCAAAGAUUCUUGCGGACAGCGUCGACAGAGAAGAGGGCGGGUGGACGUUCCACAAGAAAAAGUACAUUGGCGCUGGCCAUGGUGACAUUGGAAUCCUGACGCAGCUCGCCCUCACAACUCCGGCUCUUGCUCCAGAGCUGGCGCCUAAGCUUCGGGCUUUGCUCAGGCUUCAACGGGACGGAAACUGGCCCAUAGCCAAGGAAAUCGACGAAUCGCGUCAUCCAAGCCUGAUGCAGUGGUGUCACGGUGCCCCUGGAGUUUUGUAUUCUCUUCGUGCGAUGCGCCCGUACUUUGCCGAUCUUCGUGACGAGAUCGAUGCUGCGAUAGCCCGAGGGCAAGAAGCCAUCUGGAGGCAGGGGCUGCUCAGAAAGGAGCCGAGUCUCUGUCACGGUAUCUUUGGAAAUGCUUUAAAUCUGCCGCGUGGACCGCACAGAGAACAUUUCCUGUCUCUGGCGACAAUCGAAGCAAUGGAACAGGCCAAGAUCGUUGACCCCGACGUGUUCUUGCCGGCGGAUUAUGGACAUGCCAUGGCGCUUCUGUUCAACUAUCACUCAAGCGCGGCGUGGACCUGGGCCGUCUGCGAGUUGGAGAGUCCACCGAUGGUUGUCUAUACGGAUGUGUGA